Phlebotomus papatasi is the source of this 7819-nucleotide messenger RNA. RefSeq names its product protein amalgam. Gene Ontology annotation, cellular component: axon; plasma membrane; neuronal cell body. Bases 917 to 2410 code for a protein of 497 amino acids. The record is from RefSeq and is a predicted model, not a curated record. Lineage: Eukaryota; Metazoa; Arthropoda; Insecta; Diptera; Psychodidae. The transcript has 11 exons. Gene Ontology annotation, molecular function: axon guidance receptor activity; protein binding. Gene Ontology annotation, biological process: synapse organization; homophilic cell-cell adhesion.
AGUCGACGUCGGUCUGUUAAGCGAGUAUUACGUAUCUCUGUUCGCUGUAUUUAAUUCGCGAGAGUAGCGAUCAAAGUUAAUCCUAAAGUGAAUAAAACGUGAAAUCUAAUCUUAAUUUGUCCAUUGGUGUCUCAAGAUAUCAAGUGUAUGGAUCAAAGGCGAGCAAUUGAGAUGGCAAAGGAAUCAAAAUCAGUGAUGAUUAAAAAUUCACUGUGAAAACGGAAGUGAAAAAUUUCUCUCUAAUUAAUUCUCCUGUGUGAACUUGUUCAAAUAUAAGAAGUAGACACAGGAUAAAAAAAAUAACAGGGAAGUGUGGAGAGGAGUUAGGACAAGGAAGAUCAAAAAGGAGCAGCAGAACUUCCUAAAAGAGUUCUACCCCAUUUUCACGUACGGGAGGGAGGUGAAAAAAGUACAUAAAAGGCAAACACUGAGACAAAUUUUCAUCACUCGCCAUCGUUUCAUGUGUGUCGUGGUGGAUGUGAUUUCUUUUGAUAAGGCACCCACACCAUCCUAUCCCAUGUGAAAAUUACUCUGCUGUGUGCCAAAAAACUUUUGAAGCUCUACACCACAUAAAACCAACAAGAGACGUUUACGGUGCAGUGAAUUUUCUCUUGAAAACCCUUUUGCUUUCCAUUUGACAAUUUUCCGCAUUCGUACACACCUUUAUUUUUUUGUUUUUGUCACCCCCGGGGGUGGUGAAAUCUGAGCCUCUGUUGACAGACGGUGGAUUUGUUCCGGGACUUAGUGUAUUACCUGUGUACUCGGUAAAAACGAAACCAAAACCGAAAAAUAAGUGAACGGAACAAAAAGCGCGCCAACAGUUUUGAAAAAAAGCAUACCUGUUUCCCAAAAUCGAGAGUAUCACAAGAAAAAUCUUGAAGUUCUCUAAAACUAAAUCAACUGUACAGUGACAAGGAUGAAGAGAUCAUCGGUCAGCAGUUACCGCCGAAGUGCGUCAAUCCUGCGUCCAGCAAUUUACAUUGUGGCCAUUCUCGUGGUCACCGACAUCCUAUUUACGGAGGCAGGAAAUUCAAAUCGCGGUAACAACAAUAAACCUACGCAAUCAACGUUAGCACCCAGAUUCGUAACACGUGGACACACCUAUAGGGCUGUUGUUGGUGACACACUUAUGCUUCCAUGUGAAGUGGAAAACUUGGGUUCAUUUGUGCUUCUGUGGCGCCGUGGGGCUAACGUAUUAACCGCCUCCAAUAUUAUGGUGACACGAGACGAACGGGUGCGAUUAAUUGACGGAUACAAUUUGGAGAUAACUGAGCUGGAGCCACAAGAUGCUGGCGAUUAUGUGUGUCAAAUUAGUGACAAGAUAAACAAGGAUCAAGUCCAUACAGUGGAAAUAUUAGUUCCGCCAAGUAUACGAGCUGUUCCAACAAGUGGUCAAUCUACAGCCCGAAAAGGUGGUUCAGUCACUCUGGAAUGCAAAGCGUCCGGGAAUCCCGUACCGGCAAUUCACUGGACCAAGAAGAGUGGCGGUACUAGUGGAACUUCAUCCCCAGCUCGAAUUGGCGAAGGUCCAAUCCUGACACUGGAACGUGUGGAUCGCCAACAUGCUGGAGUGUAUCAGUGUACAGCGGACAAUGGAGUAGGGGAGCCAGUUUUCUUGGAUAUGCGCCUCGAUGUCUUAUAUCCACCAGACAUCGCUGUGGAAAAGUCUUGGGUGCAUUCUGGAGAAGGAUUUGAAGCUCAGCUCGUUUGCAUUGUUCAUGCUGACCCGCAGCCAACGGUGUCCUGGUUCCAGAAUUCCUUCCCAAUUCAGCCCACAGACAGGCGUGUGAUGUCAUCUCGGGGCAAUAAACAUACUCUCAGCAUAAGGCAUGUACAAUCGGAGGACUUUGGUAAUUACAGCUGUGUAGCUGACAACUCCCUGGGGCGUGCCAAGAAGUACAUGGAAGUGUCUGGUCGUCCUGGACCCGCUGAGUUUAUAUCGGCUCCAUGGAGUAGGUUUGUAGACUCAUACAACAUGACAUGGAAGGUAAUGAGCUACCCACCGCUGCAAGAAGUUCGCCUUCUGUACAGGAAGUUGCUGAUGAACGACACAUUCCAGCAUCCAGGCCGAUGGCAUGACGUGAUCCUAACUCCAACGCCUAGGUCUUCGCCAGAGCCCAGUGAACACAUCAUGUCCUUCCACCUGCGUGGUCUUCAGCCAUCCUCCGUCUAUGAGGGGAUUGUUCAAGCCAAAAAUCGAUACGGAUGGAAUGAGGUGAGUGACAUAUUUCAAUUCUACACACAACGAAGUUCUACAGAACCACGAUUGGAGGAUAUGGAGCUUGUGGCAAGUUCAACGUCACGGAGUAGAGGAAGCACAAUUGCCAUGAGAACACUCUCUCUCAGUCAGCACAUUCUCCUGGGUCUCAUGACACUCCUCCUGGCCACCCACACCAUCACUCACGUGUGAGAAUUUACCAAACAACUCUACACUUCACGUGACCGAGAAUAAGUACAUUUUUAGAAAGUAUGUCGGAAUGAGAGUUCUAAAAUUUGCAAAAUCCUUCUUUUAUCCUCUUUUUUUAGAAGUAUAUCCUGUUUGUCGAAUAGAUUAAUACAAAAGAGCUAUGGAAAACUUUACCUUUCCCAUCACAUAUUUUCAUCGUGAUAUCCCCAGCUAAACACAGUAAAAACAAUGAUAAUUAUUAAUUAAUUCUUUACACUAAGUUUAUUGUUGUAAACUUACUCAAAACUUUGUGUAAACUAAAAUCGUGUAAUGUGGUCAAUAAACUCAAUAAAUAAGUUUCGGUAAAAAUCAAGGGUGUAAAUAUAAUGUAUCUGGUUCAAAUUAAAUUCCCUAAUCUUUAAUAGAGAGAUAUUAUUUGACAUUCCAAGCGAGCUCCUCCCAAUUUUAACCACGCCUCUUUCAUGAAUUUGUGGCUAAUCUUUAAAUUUUUAAAUUUCGAAUAUUUAAUUACGGCACUGUUACGAUUUCAGAGAUCCUAUCACAUGCAAUAUGAAAAGUGACUCAGAGAACAUUGUCAUAAAAAAUAGACCACGCCCUCUAAAAGACUUUCUAGAAUAAAUUCAAUAUUCGAAAUAUUUGAUAAAAAUGGAAACUUUUGAAAAAUUUUUGGAAUGAUCUAGAAAACCUCUUCUGAAAAUAAUAAUAAUUGAAGAUAUAGAUAAAGAAGAUAGAUUAUCCACGAGGUAACGAUCUCUUCACAUGUGUGGCAUCGGUACGUUUUAGGCAGUUUCCGAAGUCAUUUAUUAAUUGAUUUAAAUUUUUGGUAAUCGGUAAAGUGUGAUGUAUGAUAUUUCUCUGUAGAUUUUCUUUAUAUUGCACCAUCUCAAAGAUUAUUAAAGGGUUUGAGCAAGUGGCGCUCUCUAGAAUAAUCCAAAGCAGAGGGCGUGGCCUAUUUUUUUCUGAACAAAUUUGAUAGAGAUUCGCUAAAGAUUGCAGUUGUUUGGAAUAGCUUACUUGAAAGAUGUUACAAUGCAUUGCGAAAAAAAUCCGAUUAACAUUUUAGUUUCAGUUGACUUAGUUCAUGAAUGGGGCGUAGCGAAAAACAGUUUAUGGGCGGAGCCUAUUAAGGAUGACAAAUCUUUCCUUUCUGUACCAAUUAAAAUAAUACUUGAAAUAAAAUAAAAUAAACUUAUGAUUUUGUACAUGACUUAGAAUUUUCACAAUAGUAAAAAUUACACAUGAGUAAAUUUACAACAGCAAUAGUGUAAAAAAUUUGACUAAUAAUCAAUCAUUUUUUUUAUCGUGUAUCAAUAGGUUAAGAUGUGGUCGAAAAACGCGAUGUUGACCUUUCCCCAAAUAAAAUACAUGCCGCCAUUUGAAUCCCAAUAAGAUUAACUAAAUACACAAUCCCAGGAAAGACGCCCGAAAAAAGCGUCCUUUAUGUUGCAGUGAAAUGAAAGAAUUUGUAAAAGUGAGUAUAAAGAAAAAUGUAUAAUUAGAGAAGUAAAAAAAAUGAAAUUUGGAAAUAUAUAGACUUUUAAUAUAUAUUUGAGAAGGAAUACAAAAUGAAAUUAAUAGAUAACGAAGAGGCACGUAAGAUGAGAGAAAGUGAAGGGAGAACAUGAAAUAGGUAAACUGUUUACUAUCAUAAUGUUUAAGUGUGUAAAUAAAGAAGAAAGUUGAUUCAUCGCAACAUUAAAAAAAAAGUGUAAUUUGCAAAAAGUGGCAAAAAAUAAAAAAAGGAAAUAAAUUAAACGGAAAUUUAAUUAUGACUAACACGCUACGAAAAUUCCAAGUAUGAAGCAUUAAUUAUUAAUUUCAACACUUCCGGCAAAAUGUGAGAUAAUUUCGUUAGACAACAUCCCUCACCAUCCCAUUUGCUGUAAUAGAACACAUAGGAACUAGUCAGAAGAGUAAAUAUUACUAGCAAAAAACUGCCAUGUCCUGGCAGAAGAAGCAAGCAAAAGAAUGCUUUUGAAAGGACAAUUCGUUGCAGCAUGAAAAGACAAAAGACAAAAAUUCUUUGUUGAUAGAAAGCAUUUUUCAUUCUUCAUUUUCACUUGAAGCAAUAAAAAUCUAAUAAGACCAUUUCAGAGUAUUUGGACUCCAAAGAUGAAGCUAAAUGAUUUAAAAAUAUUGCUCAAGUCAGAAAAAGCAUCAAGAAAAAGAUUUUCAAGGAAAUCCAAAUAAUGACUACGAAGUUUUUUUAUAGCUUAAACAAAAAUAUUGAAUUUAAAGGGUUAUCCACAUUUCAUUAAAUAUACUAUGCCAUAAAAUAUUUAUGACCAUCGCUUCUUGUGAUUGGAUAUAGUUUUGAAUGCUCUGGAGGUUUACAAGCUUCUGUCAAUCAGGGAGGGCAAUGAGAAUAAAAUAUUUAAUGAGAAUAUAAAUAUUUAAUUAUAAUGGAUAAUGCUUUAUUGUGACAUUCUGAAUUUUUAAAAUAUUUUGAGAAGUGAAAAAUAGUAAAAGUUAAUAACAAAACGAUGUAGGUCAAGUAAAUAAUACAAAAUGGUAAGUAAUACAUUUAAUUUUGUUUUUCAAUUCGAUUGGUUUUCAAUUUGAUUCAUUAACAAAUUUAAUUUUCUAUAGAUCUACAUAAAUUUAUUUUCUUCUAUUUCUAUUUCUCUACUGCAUAUUUUUUACAUUUUACGCUUCUUAAAUCUCUAACUUUUUCCCGAUAUCAGUUAAUUUGAGGUUGAACUUCAUUUCAAUUCCUCACAAUUAUCUUACUAAUUCUGUAAAUUUUCUUUAAGUUAACAUUUUAAAUUCAAAUUAACAACAAAUUACUAUACAUUUUACGUACCAUUUCGAAUUAUUUACUGUGUCCUUUUGAAUAAUUUCUUCGAAGACAUGAAUGUUCGAAGGGAGAGUACUUUCCCCUAUUUGACCGACUCUCUACCUUAAGACGACUGAAAUAUCAAAAACCAAUUUUUUUCCAUGUUGCUAAUUUAACUAAUGGCUCUUUCGGAAAACGUGAGACAUAGGACUGGCUAAAAUAUAUUAUUAAAAUAUAUAUUUGCCAAGGGUCUGAUUCCUUGAGGAACAUAUUAUGAAAAAAAAUACAUCGUCCGAAGAUGUCUUAAUUUCCCCUAUAUAUUCUUUUAUAAUUACCAUUCAAAAAAAAAAUAAUAUGGAACUAUUUUGCAAAGUAAAACGCUCUUCUGAAGCUAGAAUUUCCAGGGCAGUAGUUUUAUGAUUCCUCACUAAGCUCUAUCCAAAAUUAUUUUAGGCCACGCCCACUCCUGGAGUCGAAUCCAAUCAGUUAGAAAAUUUACAUAUUUUCAGUUUUUAAUUAUCAAAUACUGUGAGACUUUGGGGAGAAAACACUCGCGUUUUAUCCUAUUCUUUAAUUCUUUUGUAUUCUAUUCUUUUUCUGCAAUGAAUCUUUUAAAAAAUUAGCCACGCCCUCCUUCAAAUUUGUAUUAUAAAAAAUCGUAAUACAUGCAAAGUAACACAAAUAAAAUGGGAAUGGGAAGGCAGCAAUAGAUAAUUUCUUAAUUCAAGCCAUACUAUUGUAUUCUGUCCCCGAUUAAAAAUUCAAAUUUUUAUUUGUUUAAUUAUAUUAAUCCAUAAUAUCCACUUUUAUCAGUAGCUAACUCUCCUUUGUAGAACAUUUAAAAUAAGCGGUUUAUGAUGUGUCAAGGCCUUAGAGAACCAUGUAAAAUUAAAAUAUCCCAAUCAAAUAGCUGGAAAGGCUAUCAGUUCCCAUUAUUAUUUAAAAAUUUUUGAAAUUGAUUUUUUUUAAUACAAUUAUUAGUAUUAAUCAGACCUAGGGGGAGGUGGAGCUAUAUUGUUAUACGAUUUUUUCGAAUAUUUCUAAUGGAAACUGGGUUUUAACAUGAUGCAAUUUAGAUAGACAAAAUAAUUGUGGAUCUAAAUAAAAUAAUUGUGUAGAGCGUGUGGCCUAUUCGACACAUGUCAACCCAGUCGACGGCCAUAACCCACCAAUCCUAUUCCUUCAUUCCUUUGACACGCCCAACCCCUACCAUCCUUAUGGGUCUUGAAAGGUUGCUUUGGGGCUUUUAUUGCUAGGUAAAUGUCCUCAGUCUUCAAUGAGUGAGCAUCAGUCGCCGUGGAGUGGACGGUUCACUCUCAUGAAGUGAAAAAUGGGUGGCACCUUCAGUUCUCCAAUUUCCUUCUGAGUGUUUGUAAUUUUAUUUAAGUGAGCCUCAUCUAGGCUUACAAUUGUAAGGGCCAGCUUCAUUUAGAAAUAGGCGAAAAAGUCGUAUAACAAUAUAGCCCCACAGCUCAAAGUAGCCGCACCUCCCUCUAUAGGGCAAAGCGCGCUACCUUUUGACGACUCAAAAGCUAAGAACGACUAAUUUUCUUCAAUAGGUUUUUAAUUAAUUCGAUCCAUUUUAAUAUUAUAUUUAGAUAUCUAGUCCAAUGUAAAUUUUUUUUAACAAGAGCCAUCUGUCAAAUCCCAUUAAAAUUUUGCAGUCCGAAGAUAUAGCACUUUCAACCAUACAUCUCUGAUUAACAUUUAAUAAUUUGAAAAGAAAUAUAACAAAUUAAAAUGUUUUAAUACAAGCCUUGAUAAAAUUAUUUUGGGUAGAGCUUAAUCAAAGGGCUUUACUAAUUACGAGAUCUUUUUUUUUUCAAUAUAGAACAUUCUGAAGAAUUUUCUUGUGGAGUACCCGUAAUGGCCUCUACACGCUAGAGAAUUUUAUGUCCAUAUUGAAACAAAUUCCCUGCGAUUGUGUAGGAAAAACUCUUCAAUAUAGACAAAAAUUGCUCUAAUGUGUAGAAGCCAUUAAGUCUCUACAGAAUGCUCUUUGAUGAAAAUUUCUCACAAUAUCAACGUAAAGGCUAAAAGUGGUAAAAAGAUUCUUUACUUUCAAAUGCUAGAUUUUAUUUAAAUUACAUAUUUCUGCAGAAGUUAGAAGUAUUUAAAUAAAGCCAAUAGAAAUUUUGGAGAACACAUAUACCUCCUACACCUGUCCAAGUUUCUCUUGAAUUUAUUGCUCGGAUAAGUUUCUAUGAACUUUUCUUUUGUUUGAAAUCCUGAUCUUGAAAAGCGCAUAAUUUGUAAAAGGUCAAAUGUUUAUUUCCUCAAAAUAUAUCUCACAAAAUGAAUGUUGACACAGAAAGCAACUUCUCCUAGGAAAAGAGGACUAACCUAUUUUAUUGAGAAAAAGCUCUUGAAAUUCUCCAACUUCCCCCUUCAAUCAACUUCACGUGCAAUCUUCUGUUGGACUUUUAUUCUCACGUGUUUGCAAAACUUUUAAAUUGGACGUUUGAAAACAAGAAACAAUUGAUAAGAGUGUGAGAUCAUCAAGAAAUCGUUAUGUGAUAAGAAUUGAAAAAAGAGAUUAAAACUUAAAAUGUAAUUUACGAAUAGUGAAAAUAAAUCACAUUGAUGACACCACCAUAGUAAAUAUCACGGAAUUUGUAAAAAAAAAACAAGAAAAA